AAUUAAAAUAACUUUCAUUUUAGUGACGUGGCUGUGUUGCACCUCAUAUAGUUCGGGUGAGUCACAUGUCAAUAAAAUAAAAUAAAAUAAUAAAAUAAAAUAAAAUAAAAUUAAAUUAAAUUAAAUUAAAUGACAAGGAAAGUCCACUGACAGGGAAAAACUGACAUUCUGCUAAAAUUAUUUUAAAUUGUGUUCCAAAAGCAAAAAUGUCAGUCUAAAACACACAAAUAAAUUACGUUUUAUAUAUAUAUAUAUAUAUAUAUAUAUAUAUAUAUAUAUAUAUAUAUAUAUAAAGAUUUUGUGCCUUAUAUUCCUGCUGUAAAAUACACAGAGAUGAAGUACACUGAUAUUUUAUUCGAAGACUGUCUAAUCUAUCAGCUCACUGCUGCCUCCUGCUGACUCACUAUUGAUUUACACCUUCAUUUGAGGACAAAUGCUGCAAUAUCAUCCCUUCAAAUGACAUUGAAGAAUACGAACGUCUUUUUAAAAACAAUUUCUCAAUUUCAAGUUCUUUACUGUUCACUUAUAGACCUAUAUAAUAUUUUCCAUUUUAAAAAAUGGAAAUUAAUACAGGUUUGGAACAACUUCACUGAGUAAAACAUGACAGAAUUUUUAUGUCUGGGUGAACUAUCCCUUUAAUGUCAAAUUAGCAGCGUUUUUUUAAAUAGCCUAAUUGUUGAAACAUGUUAAUCUCAAUAGUGUGAUAUUGGCCUAACCUGAAACACCUUUCUUUAUAAGCCCUGUUGUGCUCCAUAUUUUCAAAAUGAACAAAAAUAUACACUGAGUUAAAAUAUAUGCUGUUUUUACUCUGACAACUUUUUUUCACUCAUUUCAGCAUGUUUUGUUACUUCCUGUCCUUAUCUUCCCCAUAGUUCCUGUAGCUCAACACUUCCAGAACCUCAUCAGAUAAGAAUCAACCAUGUUCUGUUCAAGAGAUAGUAAAUGCUGACGAUAUCAGUUUGGGUCAUUUGAAUACAGAAUUACACACAUGGCAUAUGAAGACUAAAUACUCAGCAGAGAAUACUGUAUAAUACAUUUCAUGUUCUUAACAGGGAACAUUCGAAUACUGCAGACCAAGUGUGAAACAUUUGAAUCAUGAAUAGAUCAGGUUUUACUGUUAUUUUCAUGUCUCAGCAGCUGAUUUUUAGAUUAAAAGAGAGAGAGAGAGAGAGAAAGAGAAAAACCACAAACACAAGCACAUGACUUGGCACAUAAUGUCUAAGCAUCAUAUCAAGUGAUAUCAAGUUUACUAAAGUGUUGGAAAGCUGGCACAGCACUUACUGAAUACUGGCACCAUCCGUUUGCCAUGUGUUUACUUGCUUUUGCGAAGAGAUCUGUUACUUUGUAGGGCACGCUUGAAAGUAGGACGCCUGGGUACUAGCACAUACUAUAAGGCAGAAUUAGGUGUGCAAUCCAUAAGUGUUAUUGAGGACAAUCAGAUUGAACUCACCUCAGGGCCCGAGAAAGAUUUAUCUGAUAGCAUCAUUGCGAAACUACUGUUAGUCGGAAAGAUGCAUGACUCAUUAUGGAGAAAACAACUCUUAAUUUGGUUGAUCUUGUGAAAGAAUGUCUGGUCAGAAGGCACAAACAUUAUAAACAAAACUAGCCAUCACAAAAGCUCCUCUAAAGCCGCAUGAGUAAAUAUAGGCCUCAGUUUGAUUCUCAUCACCGUAGGCGUGGGGUUAAGAAGUGUGUAGUUUCACAUUUAACCUCAACUCUGACUAUCACAUCAAUGAUAAUAAUAUAAACCAUACACUUACUCUCAUGUCUAAAACUGAACUAUGGACUCACAACAAUUAUUUUAAAUGCUCUCUUGCUGCACAUUUAAUCUUGGUCGUGUAACCAUUACAUAAAGUUACAUUUAUUUGUAUAGCUCUUUUUCACAAUACAAACAUCUUUACAGAAAAUCAUGCUUUUUUAGGGAGUAUUUUUCAAAGUAACGCGUUGACAAAUAUUCCCUAAAAAACAACUAUUGUGUUACUUAGUUACUUUUUAUGGAAAGUAAUCUGUUACAUUACUUUUGCAUUACAUUUUCUGACCUGCUUGUUUGUUUUUUUAUUAUUUAAAAAAAAAAAAAAAAAAAAAAAGUUUUGGCAAAUGUAAAGGCCCAAAGACAUUAGUUAAUAAAGUGAGAUUAAAUACAUACGGAGCCCCACACAUGACAAGCAAGAAAAAAACUAAAUCGUGCCCACGUUUUACUAAUUUGUUUCCUCGAUUUACAAAAUCAUGUGCACGAUUUAUUAUUUUUUCUGCAUGUCAUGUGCAGGGCUCCAUACUGGAGAGUUGUCAGUCAAUUAAAGAGGAAAACUUGUGUUACUUAUUUGAAAAAGUAACUCAGAUAUUUUGUUGUAUAUUUACUUUACUAGUUACUUGGAAAAGUAAUCUGAUUACAUUUUAUUUUUAGUCACAUUUAGCAGAUUAGUUCAUAUUUUGCGACGGUAUACAAGCAAUCAAACUGGUGAGAUACUGUAUGUAUGCGGAUAAAGUUGGACUUGUAUAUCCAACUUUAUAUAAAGAGCUGGUCAAUAAUAUUAGCUAUAUUAUCACCCUGCUCUUUAUAUAAUGAUGGAUAUAUUAGCACUGAAAUAUGUAGCGCUUACCAGGCUAUACAUCCAUAUGAUCCAUUAAACACUUCACAGAUAAAUUCAUAAUUAAAUUAAAAAUAAAUACAGCUGCAUGAAACGUUAAAAUGGUCAUAUUUGUAGUUUUUUUUUUUUAGGCUUAUAAAGCAGUUAAACUCUCUGGUAUUGUUAAUUUGGGAGUCACACUUAUGUUGUUCACGGUCAAAAGUAGCCGAACACCUACAACCCGAAUUCCGGAAAUUUUGUGACGCUUUUUAAAUUUGAAUAAAAUGAAAACUAAAAGACUUUCAAAUCACAUGGGCCAAUAUUUUAUGGAUUUAUUGGAUGCCUGUGGUCUUCGGGCCCUCAGACGACACUGCAUCACUCAUCGGCAUGAUUGUGGCAAUGACAUUACUAAAUGGGCCCAGGAAUACUUCCAGAAACCACUGUCGGUAAACACAAUCCGCCGUGCCAUCUGCAGAUGCCAACUAAAGCUCUAUCAUGCAAAAAGGAAGCCAUAUGUGAACAUGGUCCAGAAGCGCCGUCGUGUCCUGUGGGCCAAGGCUCAUUUAAAACGGACUGUUUCAAAGUGGAAAAGUGUUCUAUGUUCAGACGAGUCCAAAUUUGACAUUCUUUUGGGAAAUCACGGACGCCGUGUCCUCCAGGCUAAAAAGGAGGGAGACCUUCCAGCGUGUUAUCAGCGUUCAGUUCAAAAACCAGCAUCUCUGAUGGUAAUAAGUGCAUACAGUAUGGGCAACCUGCAUGUUUUGGAAGGCACUAUGAAUGCUGAAAGGUAUAUAAAGGUUUUAGAGCAACAUAUGCUCCCCUCCAGACGACGUCUAUUUCAGGGAAGGCCUUGUGUAUUUCAGCAGGACAAUGCAAAACCACAUACUGCAGCUAUUACAACAGCAUGGCUUCAUCAUAGAAGAGUCCAGGUGCUGAAUUGGCCUGCCUGCAGUCCAGAUCUUUCACCUAUAGAGAAAAAUACAUCAAAGAUGACCACAAACUCUUCAGCAGCUGGAAACCUAUAUCAGGCAUUUCAACACCAAAACCUUAACCUUGAUGUUCAGAAGUCUUCACGCUGUUUUGAAAAGAAGAGAAGAUGGUACACCAUGGUAAACAUGCCCCCGUCCCAACUAUUUUGAGACCUGUAGCAGGCGUCAAAUUUGAAAUGAGCUAAUUUUGUGCAUAAAAUUGUAAAAUAUCUCAGUUUAAACAUUUGUUAUGUUAUCUAUGUUCUAUUGUGAAUAAAAUAUUGACUCAUGUGAUUUGAAAGUCUUUUAGUUUUAAUUUUGUUCAAAUUUAAAAAACGUCCCAACAUUUCCGGAAUUCGGGUUGUAAAAUGUAACAUUUUUUAUUAUUAAUUAAAAUCAAUAUAUUUUUGCUCAAUAAUAUUUUUUCUUUUUAAUUUUGUAUUUUGGGAGAAUUUUAUUUUAUUUUUAUUUUUUUUUUUAAGCAGUUUAGGUUGUGGAUUUGUAUGUAUAUUUAGACGUUCUCACUCUUUUGUCAAGGUUUAGAUAUUUUUUGUUUGAAACGUUGAUUUGAAGUGUCAGUUUUUCCCAUUCAUUUUACUACAGUCAAACCUGAACACAGAGCAAGUAAUUUCGAUAAAUUUCAAUAAAAAUUGAAAAGGAAUUCUUUAUCAGAGCUUAAUCAGACUGGGUCUGAUCUGAUUUCAAACUCUUAUUUGAGUCUUCUGGCUCAAUUUUGCCAUAUUGUUACAUCCACACCAGUUUAUUUGUGUGUGUGUGUGUGUGUGUGUCUGUUUGUAAGUGAGUGUGUGUCUGUUUUGUACUCGAUGUUGAGUGUAACCUCUUGCUGUCCAUUUUUUACUGCAUUCUGUGUUCAAUUAUUGAUUUUAUUUCAUGCAUUUGCAAAAACUUUGUCACACCAGUUCAUAUUUGUGGGUGGGAUGGGUGGAGUGUGUCUAUUUUGCACUCUUGAUAUAUUAAAGUGUCACCCUUCACUGACACUGCUGUGUGUUUUGUUUCUCAAUUGUGGCUAAUUUGUAGGUUGUACACACACAAAAUGACUUUUUCAUAUUUUUCGUAUUACCCUUUCAUUUCCUAUAGUGGUCAUUUCUGACACAAGUGUUUUUUUCGUUUGUUUGUUUGUUUUUUUGUGGUCACAUAUUCACUGAGACAAAAGUCACAGAGUUUAGUACUAAUGAAAUAGCAAUUUUUUUAAUUUCAAAACAUAUUUUUUCUCAGCCUAAAAUGACCCAACAACACCAGAGAGUUAAAGCGCCAAACGCACGUGUGAUGAUAUCGGUUAGGAGACAUUUGAAACGUGUCACAGAAUGCUGAUCUGAAUGCUCAAGUGUGAAAAGGUUGGCAAUGAUAAGAGAUCAGAUGACUGAUAGACUUGAUCAUCAAAAGGAUGAAAAACAGUGCGAGAGAGACUGAAAGACAGACAGUGAGUGAGAGAGAGACAGAGAGGCGGGAACAACUGAAACUCUCUUUUCAUUUUCGCGUGAAACCAGAAACAACAGCAACUUCAGGCUAAAGAGAACAUGCAUCGCUCUUCAUUCCUUCUCAUAUUGAUGUGUUUUUCUGAUAUUUUGGCGAGUUUCAUCACUUUGGGUGAUCAGUAUAGUCUGGAGUGUCUCAGUAAUUAUUUAUCCAACAUCACCUGCUCUCUGAACAUCUCGGCCGAGUCUCUGGGCAACGAAUCGUCCUACUGGCUGCAUUUCAGCACAGAUGAUGAAGAACACUAUGACUGCACACUGAAGAGGAGAAAACAGUCAUUACUAUGUGAGCUGGAUAUAUCACCAGAGAUUUUCAGCGAUAUGGACAGCUACACAAUCUCCCUCCGUUCCGGUUACCAUGGCAACAACUCCGUCGUACUACAUGAUGGCUUCAGGCCUAGUGAACAUAUUCGUCCGGUCCCUCCAUCGAACCUGUCACUACUGUGGGAGAAGGACAGGGCGCUUUUCCAAUGGCAGAGCGGAUAUGAUCCAUAUGAUCCAGACAAUUUACAUUCCAGUCUCAUUUCCAAUCUCCAGUACCAGCUCAGCGUGUACAGCGAACACAAGCUGUAUGAGGUAGAAGCUGUUGACCAGAAGGUGUAUAUGGACAAGUUUAGAUUUGAACCUCACACAAAUUACACCGUGCGUGUGAGAUCGCUGCCUGAUCAAGAGGAUUAUAAAGGCGUGUGGAGUCUGUGGGCCCCUGCGUUACACUGGAGGUCAGGGGACUUUCACAAAGAGACUCCAGAAAGAUCUUUCCAUAUUGCCUGGUUUUUCUUGCUUUUGCCAUUGCUGCUCGUCCUUCUGGUCUGUAUCCCAUACUCCAGAUGGAGAAAGGAUGAUUAUAUACCAUCACCAGCUCCUUAUUUCAGAGACUGGGAUGUAGAUGUUCAGGCGCGUCCAGAAGCCUAUGCAGAGAUGAUGAGAGUCAGUUAUGUCAACUUCAUCUUUGCAGCCAACACUGAUUCAGAAAACAUUUCUUUAUUAAUAAACAAUUAAAAUGUCUUCUUGCUGUUUUUGUCAAAUUCAUAAUCAUUAUUAUGAAUUCUUUAUGGCAAGCUUUAUGCGUGCGCUUGAGUGCUAUAUAGCCUAUAUUACGAAAAUGCUCAUUAUUAUGGUUUAUUCUCUCCAGUAUUUAAGAAAUUAAAUUAAUAUAAAUGUGAUUAGUCAACUAAUGGCUUAAAUGAACAACUACUAGUCGACUAGAAAAAAACUUAUUUCACAUAUUUUCGAUCCAGCAUGUCACAAAGGGUAUUCUGGUUUGAGCUCGCGCUCCACUCGCAUGCUCACAGACACACACACAUACAGAGCAUCGUACAUUAUUAUUAGUUUAAAAUGAUAUUUGUGUAUGACUAACCCCAACACACACCAGAGAAAAAACAGGUGCUAUGGCUGAGAGAUAGCCUACUCGGAUGAAAACCGCUUCAGUGAGCUCAAUUAUAGUAACGCAGAAUUUUUUUGUCAGUAACGGUAACGGCGUUGUAACGGAAGAAAAAGUAAUUCGUUUGAUUACUCGUUACUGAAAAAAGUAACACUGUUUAUUUAUAACGCCGUUAUUCCCAUCACUGUGUAAAAGUAAUUUAAUAUUAAUUUUACAGAAUUAUAGCAAAGUGGUAUAGUAUAUAAUAUUACUAUUAUACAUUUUUAAUAAAUUAAUUGUCAUGCUAAAUACACACAAACAUCAUUAAUUAUUGGAAGAAAAAAACAUAACUAAUAUAAUAUAAGCUAAGCUAGCAGGCUAAUCGGGUAGGCUACAUAAGAUCCUAACCAGACGCAACGCCACGACACGCGAUAAAAGGUAUCUUUUCCAUGUUAAUCGGAGUUUUUGUUCUAACCAGUCGCGAGGGCGACACGCGAUGAUUCGGUUUCUAUUUCUCCGUGACAUCGCGGCUGGAACAGCAAGACAAAGUAUGGCGAUGAUAAUAUCAUGUACUGUUUAGGUGCUUUAUUUAAUGUUAAAAUCGUCUAAUCUGAGUUUGAAUAUCAUUCUGUGUUCCCAGCUUUUUAGCUGUAAUGAAAACAACACUGGCUAAUUCACCUCAGAUCUUGAAAAUAAAUAAAUGGGCACAAAAACGUUCAAACUGUCAACUCAGUGCGC
This is a messenger RNA of Ctenopharyngodon idella (grass carp), 7126 nucleotides long. RefSeq names its product interleukin-4 receptor subunit alpha. Bases 5074 to 6027 code for a protein of 317 amino acids. Gene Ontology annotation, molecular function: protein binding; cytokine receptor activity. The record is from RefSeq and is a predicted model, not a curated record. Gene Ontology annotation, biological process: immunoglobulin mediated immune response; production of molecular mediator involved in inflammatory response; cytokine-mediated signaling pathway. NCBI's taxonomy places the organism in Eukaryota, Metazoa, Chordata, Actinopteri, Cypriniformes, Xenocyprididae. The transcript has 9 exons. Gene Ontology annotation, cellular component: membrane; external side of plasma membrane.